AUAAGCGCAGAGAUUUCUGGAAAAAAUCAGCUGGCAACACUGCAUAUGAGAGACGUAUUUUCGGAAAAUUUGUGAUUUUUUAUUUUGCUCCAGUGUAAUAAAAUCAAAUAAAUUAUAAAAUAAACAAAAAACUUAAUUAUCUAUAAGAACUCAAAACAACUUGAAGUGAAAACGAUAAUAAUGUUUAAAAUUUAACAAAUAAAAAAAUUAAUCAAUGAAAAAAUACACCCCCCACAAAUAACUACAACAACUACAAUUGUUUAGCAACAAACAACAAUAGUAGGUAUAAAUAACAACAACAAAACAAUAAUAAUUAGGAGGAGUUGGUGGUGUGGCAAAAUCUGUUUUUCAAAUAAAAAAACAAAAACAUCAACUACUAAUAAAGAGUCAACUUGACGCCAGAUUUAAUUGCUGCUGAGCUUUUUGCCAUACGAUUAUGACGGCAAAGGCCACUUCAAAUGCAAAAAUAGAAAUCAAUAAAAUAAUCGAUUUACACGAAAAAGAAAAAAUUGAAUUAAUUGAACCCACAACGGGCAAAUUAUAUUUUGAACAUAAAACGGAGUUGAUCUUCUGCAAACCCCAUUUGAUGCCCUUGAAAUCUCAAGCGCUGGAGCGUUUGGAAGAAAUGCAACGUGAUACCGCAAAACAAUUGCAAGAAAAACGUUUACGGGGCAGUAACACAACUAAAAAGAACUAAGAAAACUAU
Lucilia cuprina (Australian sheep blowfly) is the source of this 706-nucleotide messenger RNA. It is a transcript of the gene BBIP1, whose product is annotated as BBSome-interacting protein 1. Bases 437 to 697 code for a protein of 86 amino acids. The record is from RefSeq and is a predicted model, not a curated record. Gene Ontology annotation, cellular component: BBSome. The transcript has a single exon. NCBI's taxonomy places the organism in Eukaryota, Metazoa, Arthropoda, Insecta, Diptera, Calliphoridae. Gene Ontology annotation, biological process: cilium assembly; receptor localization to non-motile cilium.